AUGGGCAAAGAACUAUCAUGUGGUGUUGAGUUCAUGCGAGGAGUAUUACUUUUCCUCAACGCACUGUUUGUACUUAUUGGUCUUGCUCUUCUCGGUAUCGGUAUAUACAUCAAAGUGGACACUAAUUUUGCAUCAAUUCUGAGCAAACUGGCUACUGACGGCAGUUUUGAAGUAAAAACUCUUGGAUUUUUAGCUUUUGUUAUGAUUGGUGGUGGUAUUUUUACUCUUAUUAUUGCCUUGUUAGGCUGUAUAGGAGCCUUGUGGAAUAAUCGAUGUUUAUUAUUUAUGUAUGCUAUAAUUCUUAUUCUGUUAAUGAUCCUCGAAUUAGUUGCUUUUAUUUUGGCAUUGGUGUAUAAAGGAAAACUUAAAAAUCUUUUUGAAGAACCUUUAUUUAAAAUCUUACAUACUGCUUUGGAAAAUAAGGAUAACAAGACAAUAACAGCUUUCCAUGAUUUGGAAAAUUCAAUGAAAUGCUGUGGUGUCCAUAAUAAAUCGGAUUAUGAUUCCUACACUCUUGACCAAGAAUCUAAACGGUGUAAGGAGCAUCCUGAUUCGAAGGGUUGUUCUCAAGCUAUAAUUGAUUUAUUCAGUAAGAAUUUACCAAUAGUUGGCGGCACAUUAGGUGGUAUUUUAAUAGUUGAACUUUUUGGCUUGAUUGGUGCUUGUGUAUUGGCUGCAGCACUCAAAAAUUCACCUAAGAGUUAUUCAUCACCUCCACCAAGAAUGUUUUCGAAAUUAAGUGGCCGUAAUUAUUAA
This is a messenger RNA of Rotaria sp. Silwood1, 756 nucleotides long. Lineage: Eukaryota; Metazoa; Rotifera; Eurotatoria; Philodinida; Philodinidae. The record is from the annotation of a GenBank genome assembly.